AUGAAAUCACUCUCAACAACUAUUUUAACAGCAUUUCUUUUUCUGAGAGAAAUAGCAUGUCAGGAACCUCAAGUAGCAACAACAGGUUCUGGAAUACCGGUUAGAGACAAAACUGCCACUCUUACAGCAGGAUAUAGAGGACCCGUUCUUAUAGAAGACGCAGAACUGCUAGAGGACCUUUCUCAUUUCAACCGCGAACGUGUUCCAGAAAGGGUGGUCCAUGCGAAAGGUUUUGGAGCAAAAGGUUUCUUCGAGGUAACAAAUGAUAUAACAAAAUACAGUACCGCCAAGGUAUUUUCUCCAAUGGGAAAGAAAACUCCAGUUGCAGUUCGUUUUUCCAACGCAUUUCGAGAAAAAGGUAAUGCAGAUACAGAUAUCGACCUUAGAGGAUUUGCAGUUAAAUUUUAUACUGAAGAUGGUAUAUGGGAUUUAAUGGCUUUACAUACGCCCGUUUUUGUUGUAAAUGAUCCUAAACUAUUCACCAAUUUUAAUCAUGCAGCCAAAAGACAUCCCGUUACUAACUUAGUAAAUUCAACUACAUUCUGGGACAUGAUAACGCUUAGGCCGGAAUCUACACAUGCUAUAAUGUGGUUGUUUUCACCGGCUACCCUCCCUUGCACAAUGAGGGGUAUGAAUGCGUUCGCUGUUAACACUUUUAAGUUGAUAAACGCUUACGGAAGAUAUGUUUACUGUAGAUUUAAUAUUAUUGCGAAUGAAAAUGUUAAGAGUUUAACUCUUGAACAAGCAGAAAAGUUAAAAUCUUCUGAUCCGGAUUAUUACCAAAGAGAUAUGUUUGAUUCUAUAGCAAAGGGCAAUUUCCCUUCGUGGACCUUAAAAAUUCAAGUAAUGACUCAACUAGAAGCUGAUUUAUCGUCAUUCAAUCCAUUUGAUGAUACUAAACUAUGGCCUGAAGAUAAAUAUCCAAUGAUCGAAGUGGGGAGAAUAGUUCUAAACGAAAAUCCAUCAAAUCAUUUUGCAGAAGUAGAACAAAUAGGUUUCUCACCAGCAAAUUUGGUUCCCGGUAUUUUACCUUCUCUUGACAAAAUGUUACAAGCCAGGAUCUUUGCUUAUAUGGACACCCAACGGUACAGAAUAGGUAGUAACUUCCAACAGCUUCCCAUCAAUCGACCGAUAAACCCAGUUCGAAAUUAUCAACGAGAUGGCCACAUGGCAUUCGUAAACCAAGGAGGUGCUCCCAAUUAUUAUCCAAAUAGUUUCGGAGGUCCAGAACCAUCGACCUGGGCUAAGAACCUAUCUGCUCCCUACUAUGUAUCAGGGUACGCUUAUCAAUAUCAUGAAAGGGAUCCGGAUUACUUUUCACAACCGAGAGAUUUCUACGUAAAUAAACUUGAUGAUGAAGGUCGAAAAUUUGUAAUUAGUGCCAUAGCCCANUUCUUUUCCCAAUCUCUUAGCCAAGCUAUGGAAUUUAUCCAAAUUCGUGCGAUCAGGAUGUUUCAACAAGUAAACGAAGGUCUUGCCCGUGGCAUCGCACAAAAAUCACUUGCAAUUCAACCACCACCAAAUCCUACAACUUUGUGCGGUCUGUGA
Agrilus planipennis (emerald ash borer) is the source of this 1548-nucleotide messenger RNA. Its product is annotated as catalase-like. The coding region runs from base 1 to 1548 and encodes 515 amino acids. Gene Ontology annotation, molecular function: catalase activity; heme binding. Gene Ontology annotation, cellular component: mitochondrion; cytoplasm; peroxisome. The record is from RefSeq and is a predicted model, not a curated record. NCBI's taxonomy places the organism in Eukaryota, Metazoa, Arthropoda, Insecta, Coleoptera, Buprestidae. Gene Ontology annotation, biological process: response to hydrogen peroxide; hydrogen peroxide catabolic process. The transcript is spliced from 3 exons.